CACACAGAAAGGGCAAUCGUGAUGAGACUUUACUCGGGCCCCAAUUCAAACAGGCUAACGCCUUUGAGAAAAGUGGUGCAGAGAUAGCUUGUCUGACUGCCCCAGUUUCUUCUGUCUGCCCUCGCCAAGAUGAGUCAAACGUUUCCGUUUCGCCCAAGAAUACAGAACUGUCCACAAGAGAGGCUCUUAACUCGGGCUCCGUGGCGCUUGGUCAUUCGACUCACCCUUCGUGGCCAACAAGCAUGGAAGAGGCAGCCAACAGACUUAAAACAGGUGAACAGGAGCAUAAACUUUAUGAAGAGCAGAUGUGUCAAGGGGAUGAAGCGGAGAUGGAUCUAGUCGAACCGAUGGCCAGGCAUAUUGUCGCCUCUCUCGUCGACGAAGCAGUCGCUAAGGCUGAAGGUAAAAAUGAUGCUGUCGAAUCGAAAAUGUGUGAUUCAAGUACUUUUUACUUGUCUAUGCCACAGGCCCCGUACAUAAAAUAA
This is a messenger RNA of Protopolystoma xenopodis, 485 nucleotides long. NCBI's taxonomy places the organism in Eukaryota, Metazoa, Platyhelminthes, Monogenea, Polystomatidea, Polystomatidae. The record is from the annotation of a GenBank genome assembly.